Priapulus caudatus is the source of this 2908-nucleotide messenger RNA. RefSeq lists its product as uncharacterized. The record is from RefSeq and is a predicted model, not a curated record. Lineage: Eukaryota; Metazoa; Priapulida; Priapulimorpha; Priapulimorphida; Priapulidae. Gene Ontology annotation, molecular function: nucleic acid binding. The coding region runs from base 1324 to 1656 and encodes 110 amino acids. The transcript has a single exon.
AAACGAGUUAAAUUUUAAAUUAAAUACUGCGUUGAAUCUGAAUUUUGUAAAAAAGUAAAGGUGCAGUAUAUACACAGUCUCCCUCUCCCCUGCGUCCCACCUCUAAUACAAACUUUAUUUUUACAUUGUAAACACUGCCCUAGUACACAAUGGUUCCCAACCCCGCGCACAUUAUCUCCUGCCUACAGCCUUGUCUACACAACGAAAUUUAACUCGAGUUAGCGAUUAUGUAGCGUCUACAUAGCUAUUAUCUAGCGAUUAUGUAGCCCCGUAUAAACACUUAACUCGAGUUAAAUUUCGUCGUGUAAACGAGGCUUAUAUGUACACCGUAACAUCGAUACCACUGUCAAUCCAUCCAAUCCUACUAAUGUUUCCUUCUUUUUUAGCGUGUUCUAUUUCCAUCAACGACCUCUCCUCAUGCCUCGGUGCCGCAAACUAGCUAAAUGGCAAGAUGCCGAUAUGAGUUCGGCCGUGCUUGCUGUCAAGCAGAAAAGAAUGUCGACGAGAGAAGCAGCAAAAUUUUAUAACGUACCGAAAUCGACUCUUGGUGACAGUCACAGGGAAAAUUAAGGGAAAAUCUAAAAUGGGUUGUACGCCAACUAUCCCCCUCAAAAUAGAAAUUGACGUAGUCCCUAAUGCGAAAAAAUGUGCUGCCUCCGGAUUUGGAUAUUCGCGAAAAACGUUUUUGGACAAGGCAACACAACUGUGUACUAGGAUGGAAAUUCCAAUCAAGAGUAAAUCAGGAAGCCUGGGGAAAGACUGGUGGAAAGGCUUCAAAUCACGUCAUCAGGACAUCUCUCUCAGAAAACCCGAAAAGCUGACAACAGUGAGAGCAAGAAUGCUAAACUGCACGAUAACAUCGAAACACUUUACAGACCUCGGAGAAAUUUUAGAAAAGCUAGACAUAAACCCCCCCCCCCUCACAACAAAUGUACAACUGCGACGAGACUGGCAUCAACUUUGAGCACCAACCAUCCAAAAUAAUAGCAGCAAUGGGGGCAAAAGUAGUACAGAGCAGGGUUAGUAACAGCAAGCAGAAUGUAACGGUUAUGGCUGCAAUCAACGCAGCUGGUGAAGCGAUUCCGCCAGCUGUUGUUGUUAAGAGAAAAACAAGCAAGGCACUGCAGGGCUACGACACGGCGUCCGGGCCGCCAGGGACGCUGUGGUCGUACCAAAAAAAAGCAUGGAUGGAGGACGUGCUCGGCAAGGACUGGCUGCAGUCGGUCUUCCUCCCCAACGCCAGGAAGGAGCGGCCUCUCCUGCUAGUCGUGGAUGGCCACAGCAGUCACGUCACUCUGGACUUUAUCCAGCUAGCCAGAGAAAAUGGAUGUCCACCUGCUAGCCUUGCCUGCGCACACUACUCACUUCCUGCAGCCUCUCGACAGAUCAUUCUUUGGCCCCCUAAAACAAAACUAUAAUGCAGUAUGCACAAAAUUUAUCAGGGAAAAUCCGGACAAGAUGAUCAGCAAGUGGGUUUGGCCCUCCCUUUUUAGAGGCAGUUGGCUACAAAAUAUAGCGCCACUCGCUAUAGCAAACGGGUUCCGCGCAACAGGAUUAUAUCCAUUCAGUCCAAGCGCGAUCCCCGAAGCAGCAUUCAUGCCGUACGACCUGCCAGCACCAUUCCACGAUCCAACAGCACCCUUUCAGAGGAGGUAGGCAUUGGAGGCACCCCUACAGAGGAAAGACAAGCAGCUGCAGCUACAAUAAUAUCCGCAGAGCUGGCUGCUCCUCAAGUGCUCGAAAACACCUUGAGCAAAGAGCAAGUAGACACGUUCAACAACAGGCUUGAAAAUGAGUACGACAUGCCAGAAACAUACGACCAACUAUAUUCGUGUUGGAGGAGCUUAAAAGAAGCUGCUGCUGCUGCUGCUACACCAUCGCCGCAGCUUGUCGACGUUGUGGAAGCUGUCGGUCCCAUUCCAUCUUGGGACGACAGUGUCGAAUCAAUAUUCGCACAACCAUCGACAAGCACAACCCUAGAUAAUAACCCUAGAAAAAUGAAAAGGCAAAUUACAUCCCACCGAUUGAUUCUUAACUGGUAACGAAUACAUAGCGAAAAAAAUUGCGUCAGAGGAGGAGAAAACCCAAAUUAUAGAAGCGAAGGAAACAAGAAAACGCGAGAGAGAAAUAAAAAAGGCAAAACAAGCAGAUGAUAAAGCAAAGAAGACGUUGGAAAAAGCAAAAAAGGUAAUGCUGUAAAAUCAACAGUAGAUGACGAGUGCGUUGUGUGCUUGACCUCGUGGCAUGAUGAUGAGGGUGGAAUGGAGUGGGUGCAGUGUGAGAGGUGUGAAAAAUGGCUCCACACUGGUUGCAUACCCUUUGUCGUCAUUUUUGAUGCAGACUCCAGCUUCAUUUGCCACCUUUGUCUCUGAAAUGUUUGAUUGAUUGAUGAUGCAUUGAUGAUUUGAUUGAUUGAUGAUUUGAUUGACUGAUGAUGCAUUGAUGAUUUGAUUGCUUGAUGAUGAAUUGAUUGAUUGUUUACCGUGAAUUUGCAAAAUGAAGUUGAGUUGCGUCUUGUCUGCAGCCACAUUUAAAGUUGUGUAACUGAAAGAGAAACAACAACAAAAUAAUAAUUAAUAAUACUAAUGACAUAUUAAGAAAACUGUAAUUAAUUUAUAAAGUGUAAAUGAUUAAUUGUAGGCCCUAUUAUUCGUGGUGGCGAAUUGUAGGCCUAGUACAUAUGUGUACACAGGUCGUACAUACACAUACACACGUGAUGAAUUGAUGAUUGAUUAUUUGAUUUCUGAUUGAUGAUGAAUUAAUUGAUGGUUUGAUUGAUUGAUGAUGAAUUAAUUGAUGAUUUGAUUGCUUGAUGAUUGUUUACCCUGAAUUUGCAAAAUGAAGUUGAGUUGCGUCUUGUCUGCAGCCCCGUUUAAAGUUGUGUAACUGAAAGAGAAAUGACAAAAAA